CCUAUAUAUCUUCGCGGUUGUGCUUGCGAUUAUAUAGUGUCGUAUAUAUCAGCGAUUUUAUACAGUAUAGUCUCGCGGCCGCCUCGCUUACACUGCUCCGCAGUCGUCGACGUGUUUGAUUCCGCGUUCGAUCUCCGUGUAAUAUAUAAACACACGCAUCGCCGCCGCCGCCGUCGCCGCCGAGCUCUUCUCUUUUUUUCUUGCGUCGUCGUCCGUCGAUCGCGGUGCGAGCGAGACUGCUGCUGCAGCCGUGACAUACGACACACGCGCCGAGCGUGAAAACAGCACCAGGGCUCACUGCACAGGCUUUUUUUCGUCAACAUGGUCGCUAUCAAGGGCCGCAAGACCUCCAGCAAGAAUCCGCCGAUACUCAGCCAUGAGUUCGUCAUUCAGAAUCACGCCGACAUCGUGUCCUGCGUCGCCAUGGUCUUCGUCGUCGGCCUCAUGGUCCAGGUGACUUCCCCAUGGGCAUACACUUUCAUCGCUCUCAAUCAUAAUGUAUCCUCCGUGAUCAACGACGAUGGCAGUCUGCCACCUCAGCCUAUCAAGUACACCACCGGCUGGAAAGAUGCCUGCGUUGUGUUUUUCUACUUCCUCAUCACUAUUGUCAUGCACGCAGUGAUUCAGGAGUACAUUUUUGAUAAAUUGUGCAAGCGCUACCGUCUGAGCAAAAGCAAAAUGUCAAAGUUCAAUGAAUCCAAUCAACUUUUAGUGUUUUACGCUAUCUCUUUCAUUUGGGGAUGCGAUAUCAUUUACAGAGAUAAUCUGUGGUCGAUCAUGGUUGAUAACGUAUACCCAAUCCCCAUGUCGUUUUCAUUGAAAUUAUAUUUCAUUGGACAAUUGGCUUAUUGGUUGCACUGCUACCCAGAACUUUACUUCCAAAGAGCCAAAAAAGAAGAGAUGCCACGAAAAAUCUAUCUUGCUACUCUUGGUCUCAUUUUUGUUCUGGCUGCUUACAUUAUGAACUUCCAACAGAUUGGAGUGAUGCUGUUGACUGCUCAUUAUGCCAGCGAAGCUUUACUUCAUUACUCUAAAUUAGUUCAUUUCUCUGAUAGAAAGGACUCAGUUGCCAAUUUAACAUACACGUGUUCCAAAUGUGUUUUCCUUGCUGCUCGCCUCAUAAUUAGCUUCCUUGCUGGAUUCUACUUCAUUGCUCACUUGGGAGGAGCUAAAGGUGAAUUCAACAUUGCCGAAGGCAACUUCAACAUUGCUCCACUCAGAAUUGCAGUCAGUUUCAUAGUUGCAUUCUUCCAAAUCUACAUGAUUUACACUUUCUAUAAAUUUGAAAAGAAGCGUUUUGGUGAAAUUGAAGUUCCAGUGACAAAACCCAAAGUUGUCAAGCAAAAACCCAAGAAGAAAGAAGUGAUCAAGAAAGCUGCCAGCUCCGAAGAUGAUGAUGCUGACUCAGAUCAAGCUAGAAGAAAAAGUCUAAGGGCUAGAGCUUCAACAGCAAAAGGAACCAAAUAACAACCUAGAAGAAGAAGAACGCUAUUUUUUAGGAAAAAGUAAGGAAGGGUUGAAUUAAAAAAAAUUCUCAUUCAACGCCUUCAGUUAACAAAUGUGCAAUGGUGUCUGUAAAUCUAUAACUUUUUCUCUGCAACUCCAAUAUUUCGUCGUAUUUUAAGGUCGUUAUUGCUAAUAUACUUCUCAAUGAUAUUUUUUGUACAAGACUUUUAAUCGAUUAUAAGUGAAUGUUAUCAUGCCAGCUCUCAUGGCUGCGAGAGUUCGCCUGAAAUUACGUUUCAUAUAUUAAAUAUAUAAAAAAAAAAGUAUAUAAAUCUAUAAACAUAUUUUGAAGUUAGAUAGACAAAAAAGAUGUAUAUGCAUAUUUUUAAAAAAUAUUUGAUGAAUGACGAAAUUGAGUUGAAAAACAAAAAAAAACAACAACAGCUGUGGUUCAGUGUAUCUGUCGUGUAAUUUACGGCGUCGAUCCGGCCCAUUAUAUAUAUAUAAAUAUGUCAUCGUUGUGUUUUAUCGAUAUUUAAUAUCGGAGCAGCUAUAUUAUAUACAUUUACGAGAAUACCUCGUUGUGUGAACAUAUCAAUUUUUUGUUGUUUUUUUUUGUCCGUGUGCAUUGUGCGAUACAUUAUUAUACGUAUACAUAUUAUUUUAGAAGUUUACGAUGUUACAUUUUAACGAAAAAAAAAAGCAACUCCAUACAUACUUAUUACUAUAUAUUGUACGAUGUACGAAUAAAUUCAAUUGGUCUAUAAUAAUUGAUUAAUUGAGGAUGAAUCAUGAGAGAGAGCUACAUAUGGAAUAAUUCAAGAAUGAAAUUGAGGCAGAAAAUGAAUUCAAUUUUUUAUACAACAAAAAAA
Molecule: messenger RNA, 2318 nt
Organism: Trichogramma pretiosum
Lineage: Eukaryota; Metazoa; Arthropoda; Insecta; Hymenoptera; Trichogrammatidae
Gene: TRAM
Product: translocating chain-associated membrane protein 1-like 1
Exons: 6
Coding region: 322-1467 (381 amino acids)
Biological process (GO): protein insertion into ER membrane; SRP-dependent cotranslational protein targeting to membrane, translocation
Cellular component (GO): endoplasmic reticulum membrane
Source: RefSeq, a predicted model, not a curated record